Molecule: messenger RNA, 414 nt
Organism: Microplitis mediator
Lineage: Eukaryota; Metazoa; Arthropoda; Insecta; Hymenoptera; Braconidae
Product: ankyrin repeat and SOCS box protein 2-like
Exons: 1
Coding region: 1-414 (137 amino acids)
Molecular function (GO): protein binding
Source: RefSeq, a predicted model, not a curated record
AUGGGUGGACCAAAUGCCGAGGAGUUGACGCAAGAAGUUGUAAACAACUGCUCAAUCGAACAGCUAACAAUUAGCUACUGCGACGGCAGAGAUAUGGCCAUAAUACUGAAUAAGUGCGCGGCCUCCAAUCAGCGUGAAAGUGAAACUAUACUUUAUUCAGCAAUCGUGAAUAAUAAUAUAGAAAUAGUGAAAUAUUUGUUGGAGAUGGAUGCAGAUGUAAGUCUCACUGCAGCUUACGUACAUCGUAACUACGGUGGAUUACUUGCCUUGGACGUCGCCAUAGACAUGAAUCUAAUAGACAUCAUCCAGCUUCUACUGGAUCACGAAAGCUGUGACGUCAAUGGCACAGCAGAGUCCGGCUUGACGUCUCUCCAUAUUGCAGCAUUGAAGAAUAAUUCGACAAUCGCUAAAUAA